Didymodactylos carnosus is the source of this 315-nucleotide messenger RNA. Lineage: Eukaryota; Metazoa; Rotifera; Eurotatoria; Philodinida; Philodinidae. The record is from the annotation of a GenBank genome assembly.
AUGAAUGAUACAUUAGUUGGCUACGCAGCACAAAAAAAUAUUGUUUUAAGUCUAUCGUCGAUAUUAAUAGAUUUUGAAAAAGCUGCCAUUAAUGCAAUUAAUGAUGUAUUUCCACAAACAUUACUUAAGGGUUGUCAUUUUCACUACGCUCAAAAUGUAUGGAAUAGAGUUAAAAAAUAUGGUUUGGUAAAAUCAGCAAAACAAGAAAAUAUUCGUCGCCAGAUAGCUAAUAUUAUAAGUUUACCAUUAGUACCAAAAGACCAAAUUAAUGAUUGUAUCGAAGUAAUAAUUGAUGAAUUAUGUAAUGCUGAUUAA